UUUUGUUCUAAUAAUGCGUAUGUUUUAUACCAAUGAUAUGUAUGUGACGAGUUUUUAUUAAUAAAAUUGUAACGCUUAUCAUUGCAUGCUGCUUUUUGCACAAAAUAUUGUUAAAUUACAUGAUACUUUUGUGCAAAUAACGAUCAAAUACUUUCAAUAAUGACAAAGUGUAUCUCAUCAUCGAUUAUUCGAUUAAUUGACUAAGUGAAAUUGUGAUAAUAAAUUAAGUUAAAUAACAACUAAUAAAUCGUGUAAACUGAAAAAGUGUUGGAGUACAUUUACAUAGUGCGUUAAAAAUAUUGAAAUUUAAAAGUACACGGAAGUUAAAUAAGUAGAUAUCAGGACGAGGAGUCCUUGUCACGUACGCCAUCUUGUUCCACGCAGCAAAGUACAGAAGCCAAACGAUGAAUCGUCUAUUAUCCACAGUUUCACUAUUGCACAAAAAUUCACACUUUUGUUUCCAACAAUGUUGUUGAUUACGUAUUAAAAGUUAAAAAAUAAUUGUAGUUAUUACUUUAUGCGUUAAUUAGAAAGAAAAGCGUGAAAUUGUGCGAGCGAUCGGACCGACACGUGCUGCCUCUACGCGAGCCACGGAGAAACUGCGACAUCGUAUGUCGCUAUGGCAACAAACAUCGUCCUACAGAAGUUCGAUUUGAAUCCGGACAUCUUGUGAUACGAGUAAACACCGUAGCUUAUUUAAUCGUGUAAAAUUGUAAUAAAACGUUCGUCAUUUAAUAUUUGAGCUGUCCAUUUUUUAAGUACAAUGGACGAAAACGCCGAGGCGAUAGAAUUUGAAGGUUAUGAAAGUGUAACUACAGAGGAAGGAUCAGACGAAUCAGAGAAAUACGAAAGUACUUUUCUAAUAACAAAGCAACUGAUAAAGGAAGUACAACAAGAAUUAUGUUUGGUCAAAUUAUGUUGGCCUGAAGUCGAUGUCAGAAAAGAUCUGUACCUAAGAACACUUCCAAGUAGUUACCAUACCGUCAGUGGUAAAGAAAAGGUGCUCGCAUGGUAUGCUGAAAACUUUCGAUGUCAAUUUCGCACAAAAUAUCCUGAUCGAAAGCCUCUGUUGCUUGCCUGCGAAAAUGAAUGUGGUAUACAAAAAUUCGUGUCUACGACUAUCAGACGAAGUACGCUGCCAUAUCCGGAACUGUACACGUGGCAGGGGUGCGGAAAAUUUGUCAGUGACUACAUCGAGUACGAGCCACUGGACAAACCACUCGACAUGCCCAAGCACCUGCGAUCACCAACAUGGGUACAGAAAUUUCAAAAGGGCAAUUGCUUCGAAUGCGCAACAUUUCUCACGAGCCUCCUAUUAGGACGAGGGUACAAUGCGUUUGUGGUAAGCGGUUAUGCAUCCAGGGAGCAAACCCUGUGUGAUCUUACCAGAACCACCAGCCCCUAUUUGCCGCACCCAGAGAAGCAUGCCCCUGCACCACUGGAGACCGAACAACUUUGUAGAUACGAACUUAAAUUACCUACGGCAUAUGACAGUGAAUUUUUAUUAAAACUUGAACAAGAAGAGGAACAGAAGUUGCAAGAGAAAUUGAGGCUGGAAGAAGAAGAGCAACGGAGAUUGAUUGAAGAUUUAGAACAGCCUUCGAUCGAUGAAUAUUAUGGACACAGAAUACAUGCUUGGGUAGUAAUCUUGCCAGAAUCAGGAGGACUAUGGGGUCACGAGAUUUCUUCACCACUUUUCGUAGAACCAACAACUGGUGUAUACUAUGAAGCAACAGAUGGUAAUACUGCCCAAUUUUAUUUAGGCAUAGAAAGUAUAUGGAAUGACCAGAAUUAUUGGGUAAACAUGCAACCUUCAAAAUCCUGUAUAUACAUAAAAUGGGAUUUAACAAAAGUUGAACUAUGGGAACAUUUGCUUCCUGGAGAACCAUGGGCAAUGCGUGGAAUGGGAGAGGAGAUUGAUCUUGAUUCUAUAGUAUCUGAAGAGAAACACUUAGACAUGCCACCCUCGUAUGUUAACGAAAUAAGUAUUAGCGAACAAAAUUAUGAAAAACGAUAUCCAAAUGGUAUGAAAAAAAUAUCUUAUAAAAAAAUGAAAGUUGAAUUGUACGCACCAUAUGUUCAAAUUGAUGGACUGAUACAAAGGAUUACCGUAUACGAUGAUUACGAGUACAUCACUCCUGCUGAAGUGUACGAGUACUAUGCGAACAGGUCGGACAGUCUUUUGGAAUGUCAAAAAAAUUUAAUCAACGAUUCUGUUGUUGAUUAUUAUGGAAGAGGACGAAUAGAUCAAUGCAAAGAACACCGAUACUUCGGUGAUGGUUCCAAUACAGUGGAUACCGAGCGGAUCAUAGAUUUCUAUCAUAUCGCACGGUACGACGGGCUAUCGCGAAUCGAAAUGCAUCCAGAUUAUUUUACACAAUACUUCAUCGACCGUGAUGAUCUUCUGUAUUAUCGGCACGUUGAAUUUUCUCGGGAAAGAAAGACAUCUUUGUCAGACGAUAUACAUUAUCGACAGAUUUCGAAAAUUAUCGAAAAAUUUAACAGAAAUGAAAAAGUCGAAGCAAAUAAAGACAUAGCGAUUAGGGAGUUCGCAAUUGGUGACAAUGAAAUACGACUUUCUUAUCAUUAUAAUCCAGGACAGUAUUCCAGAGCUACCCGAAUGUUCGUUAAACCACCACUACCAGAAAGAGGAGAACGACUCGUUCUCAAUCCUACGAUGACUCAAGGAUACACUCCCAUGGAUGAACAUGUUAGAGCUCUUGAUGUAUUUUAUGAACUAGAGAAGCAGUUGAAGGAAGAGGAUCAGACCGUGUCGUAUGUUAGAAGUACCGAAGUCGAAAUAUCCUUUUUUCUAAGAACUAAAAACAAUGAGUACUUGACUCCGGUGCUAUUAAUAUCUGCAUAUGAUAAAUAUAGAGAGGAGGAAUCAGCAACUGAUCUACCCACGAGCGAAUGGACACGCGUACAAAGUCAAACAGAUCUAGAAGAUAUGGAUUAUUUGAAACCAUACUUGGCCCGUAUAGGGAAUCCAGGCGAGAUAUCCACGCUUCAUGCCUAUACAAUAAAAUACGAAUGUCUCAACGAUUACAAACAGCUACUCGUAAAUAGAGCGAAUAAGAUUUUAAGUAAAUUUGAAGAGUACACGCAAGAUCUUGAGAGGCUACAAACAUCAUUAGUGCAGAGCGAGUUGAGUCGCGAAGAAGAGGAAAAAAUAUUAGAAAAGAUGGAUGAGAUCAAUUUCAUUUUGCAGACUUUAGAAACUAGAUUAAAUCGUCACAAAGAUUUAGUUCCAAAACGCUAUAAAAUGUUAAUGGAUUAUCUACAACAAAAUCCAUAUCUUACAAUACUUGAACUUGAUUUGUAAAUAUAUCUAUUGAAAAGACCAAGAA
Messenger RNA from Osmia lignaria (orchard mason bee), 3350 nucleotides. RefSeq names its product dynein regulatory complex subunit 7. Gene Ontology annotation, cellular component: motile cilium. NCBI's taxonomy places the organism in Eukaryota, Metazoa, Arthropoda, Insecta, Hymenoptera, Megachilidae. Gene Ontology annotation, biological process: flagellated sperm motility. The record is from RefSeq and is a predicted model, not a curated record.